ACAAUAACUACAAGGUUUUGAAACCUACACACUAAGUUUAACUCCAGCCUGUCAAAGAUUUCCAGCUAAGAAGGAUGAGAGACAGAUAAAGGUAGAUCACUAUUUUCAACCUACAAUGAAUUUGAGGAUCUAGGCCAAUGUCAUCAACAGCUGAUACCUUCUCCAAAAGGAAUCAUCUAGCCAUUAGUGUCUUGCAGUAACAGAAUGUGCCACCUGCUAUCUUAUUGACUAAGAAUUUAAUCUGAGUCCUGCCAUCAGUCUGCAGGAAAUACAGAAGACAGAGGAAUUUAUUUAAAGGUGCAUGAUGCAUUGGUGAAGUGUAGACAAAGGGAGACUCUCCUAGAGAAAACAACCCAGUUCUUCACAGGUGAACUUUAUGAAGAAAGAUGGAAAAGUAUAAGUGAGUCUCUGUAAAGCUGUGUGAUGACGGCGGUCAUGCAGGGGUGCAGUGUGGCGUCGGGGAAGCAGCUUGGAGUGGUCAACCCAUGAAAGCAUACGAGGAAGGAGCCACAGAACUGAGACUGAUGGUGGCACGAGAGGGUGGAGGGCAGCUGUGUGUAGGGAGACCCCGGGCCCUGCAGAGGGCCAGCAGAGGUGCAUUUGUUGAGCUGGGUUGUCGGCAUGGGGAUGGUCCCUCUGUGAUGCUGACGUCAGCUGCAUAGCUGUUCUGGGUGGUGUUGGGAGCACUUUUCCUUUACCAGACGUGAGCCUGCAAACAGCCAUGUAGAACCCAUGAGUGAAAUGGUGUGGUGUGAAGCUUUGUGGGGCGGGGAGGUGUUUCCACUGCAGCCCGAGAGGUUAAUCACGUAUUCGAAGUCCCAUCUUUCACAGCAUAACCUAGACGGGUUAUGGAUCUCCUAAGGGGGAUCGGGAUCAGGAAUCCUGGGAGAGCAGCGUUCCCUUGACCCCUGACCCCACGUUCCCGCCAACACGAGUGCAGGGGCGCGCGCCGCCGCCAGGGGGCGCAAAGGAGUGUGUGGCGGUGCCUGUGGCAGUGUCAAUGGCGUCCCUAGAGGGUCCCCGCGGGGGCUUCUUCCUGGGCCUCCUGCUGUGGCUCCAGCUGGCUCAGCCCGUGCUCAGUGGGGGUUACCGAAACAACGAUGCUUCUGGGGUGACCGUGCUGAGCCCAGAGCCCCCGGGACCCCUGGCACCACGAAAAUCCGUGAGGAUCCCGGAAGUCACUGCAGCUCCGGGGUCUCCAGCGCCGGCAGGGCCUGCGGGACCCCGGGUCAGGUCAGCACCCACAGGGCGACAGGACUUGGAGCAGGCUGGGACGUCUCCAGCUGUGGAGCUGUUUCCUCGAGUGCCCUCUCUACCGAGCCAAUCAGCGUGCGGCAAUAGAACUGUGAAGGUAGUUGGUGGAGUGCCAGCCCCCGAGAGAAAGUGGCCGUGGCAGGUGAGCCUGGAGGCUGAUAACAGGCACGUGUGCGGUGGCUCCCUCAUCUCCAGCCAGUGGGUCCUGACGGCAGCCCACUGCAUAUUUGGUGAAAGGGACUACAGAGUGAAGCUGGGAACACCGAAGGUGUUCUCUUCGGACCCAAAUGCUGUGGUGGUUCCUGUGAAAGACAUCGUCAUCCAUCAGGAGUACGAUAUUAUCUCUUUGACGCAUGACAUUGCACUUGCUGUGCUGGCCUACUCCGUGAAUUUCUCUUCGUACAUCCAGCCUGUGUGCUUAGCAGAGAAGCUGAUGGAAGUGAAAGCUGGGACCCGGUGCUGGGUCACGGGAUGGGGCCGAACAAUAGGAAUAAGGUCAUCACCGAAACCAGAUGACCUUCAAGAGCUGGAACAAGACAUCAUUCUCUAUGAUGACUGUGAUAAGAGAUUCAAGAAAGCUCUGGGACGCUUUCGAGUGUUCGUGCGAAAAGGGAUGAUCUGUGGCUACCUACACGAGGGCAAAAGUCCAUGCUGGGGUGAUUCUGGAGGCCCUCUGGUCUGUGAAUUCAACGAGACGUGGAUUCAGGUGGGGAUUGUGAGCUGGGGUGCUGACUGUGGUGCCACUCCCGUUCCUGCAGUUUACACGCAGGUUAGUGAGUACAGGGACUGGGUGGACACCAUCGUAAGUCAGGCUCUGUGCGUGCAUUCCGUGGGCAUCUGCCUAGUGCUCCUGGGCCUGGUGCUGCUGCUGGGCAUGCCGGUGACCCGGUGACCUCCUCUGCCCACUCCCUCCUGCUUCCCAGCCCCCACUUCCGUGUCCCCCAGCCCCCAGCAUCCUCCCCUUCCUUCUCGGUGUCCUUGCCUCAAGCUCAGGUCGGCAGCCGUGGGCUCUGUGGAGAUCACACAGCACCGUGUGCACGGACACCGGGUCCCGCCGGCUGCCUCUGCUGGUGACCUGGUGACCUGGUCUCCUGCGGGGCUGGGCUGCCCUGGCUGUGCUCUGCCUGCUGGGCAGGAAGGGGUGAAGUGAUGCUGCCGAGAAGACGGCUCCCCUGCCCGGUGGAGCCGCUGACCGCCUGCCGUCCUGGGGAGCGUCUGGCAUGAGCAGAGGCG
Molecule: messenger RNA, 2487 nt
Organism: Oryctolagus cuniculus (rabbit)
Lineage: Eukaryota; Metazoa; Chordata; Mammalia; Lagomorpha; Leporidae
Source: RefSeq, a predicted model, not a curated record